Messenger RNA from Malaclemys terrapin pileata, 1146 nucleotides. It is a transcript of the gene HMGA1, whose product is annotated as high mobility group AT-hook 1. Gene Ontology annotation, molecular function: DNA binding; transcription coregulator activity. Lineage: Eukaryota; Metazoa; Chordata; Testudines; Emydidae. Gene Ontology annotation, cellular component: nucleus; chromatin. The record is from RefSeq and is a predicted model, not a curated record. The coding region runs from base 203 to 655 and encodes 150 amino acids. The transcript has 5 exons. Gene Ontology annotation, biological process: regulation of DNA-templated transcription.
GGGAGGGACUGCUAUUUCUUCAGCAGGUCUCCGAGCUGAUGGAUGGAAGCCCCUCCGCAGACAACAGCUGAGCGCUGGGGAGGAGGAGGAGGAGCGGCAGCGACGGGGGGUGCCCUGCCAAAGAGCUCAGCUUGCAAUCGGCUCCGGGUUGCUAGCGGAGUUCGCUGCUGCAGGGCUCGGGUGAUGGUGGCUGGCUUGGGUGAUGGUGCUGCUUCUGGUCCCCCCCCGCCUUUGCGAUCUUUGCAAAUACGCACACUCCGAGCCGGUUUCAUUUUCAAAUCGCGCGACAGCACUUUCCUCCACUUAUUCGGUUUUUUUGCACUGCAUUUCUGCCAAUAGCCAGGCAGAGCUGGGAAAGACAAUGAGUGAAUCUAGUGCAAAAUCCAGCCAGCCCUUGGCUUCCAAACAGGAGGAGGACGUGUCUGAGAAGAGAGGACGGGGACGACCCAGGAAGAAGCCUCAGCAGGAACCCAGCGAGGCACCAACCCCCAAGAGACCACGUGGCAGACCAAAGGGGAGCAAAAAUAAGGCCACUUCUAAAGGCAGGAAAGCUGCAGUAACACCUGGGAGGAAACCUCGAGGUCGGCCCAAAAAAUCGCAGAAGGACGAAGAGGAGGUAAACGUUUCGCAGGAGUCAUCCGAAGAGGAGCAGUGAAAACGCUUGAACCCGGCACUACCUCAUCAUUCAACUUACCAAUUUCUCGUCAAGUUCUUGGACUGAGGAAGGAACGAAACAAAACAAAAAUCCUUGGUGGUUUUUUUUUUUUUCUCCUCCGCCCCCCUGCACAACUUUCUCACACUCAAACAGCAGCAGCACCGGAGUACAGAUCAAACCGAUGGAGCGGCCGUCGCGCUCACUGACGGACGCUGUUAACUCGAAGGGGGAGAACGGGCUCUGUUGUUUCUCUUUCUUAGUGGACAGGGUUAAAAUUUAGCCUACUGGUUUAUGUAGUUUCUUUUGUUCCUAGUGAAAUUCACUGAGGGAAGGCUUCUGUAGAACAGUUGCUUUAUUGUUUUGUGAUUUAUUUUUUUUUCCAACACACUUCUUGGUAGGGAAAGGAGGCGGGGGCUGCUUAUGGCUGUCUAUAUUUUAGUUUUCUUUUUUAAACUACAGUAGUUGGGGACAGAUCUGUCAAACCCCCCCCC